Molecule: messenger RNA, 246 nt
Organism: Candidula unifasciata
Lineage: Eukaryota; Metazoa; Mollusca; Gastropoda; Stylommatophora; Geomitridae
Source: the annotation of a GenBank genome assembly
GUUGCCUUCACAACGAGAAUCUACCACCCAAAUAUAAACAGCAAUGGCAACUUCUUUUUGGAUAUAUUGAGGUCACAAAGAUCACCUGCUCUGACCAUUUCAAAAGUGCUCCUGUCCAUUUGUUCCCUACUCACAGACCCCAACCCUAAUGAUCCUUUAGUACCUGUGAUUGCUCCUAUCUACAAGACCGAUCGUAAGAAGUACAACAAAAUGGCCAGAGUAUGGACACAGAAGUAUGCCCAGUGA